CGUUCCACAACAAUUUUGCCAAAAAAUUCAGUAAUUUAAAAUGUUGGUAACGUGACAAUUUAUAGUUAAAUUCACUGAAAACCGUUCCUUAAAAUGGCUUCAACUUUUAAUGAGUCAAUGUUCGAUUUUGAUUUAAAUUUUCUUCAUCCAACGACACCGAGUGAUGGUCAGAUUAAUAAGUUCGAAAAGCAGAGGAAAGCCAUUUUAAUAGUUAAAAAGAAAACAAUAGCCACAGAUUCUCUAAUAAAAAAGUACUAUGAAAAAAAAGAUCUAUUGGACCAAACAGAAAAGAGCCUCCUCACGUCGAAAGAAGAGUGUAAACAGAUAUGUAUUGACUAUAGGAAAUCAAUGGAAACUUGUUCUAAAUUAGAAAAUGAUAUGCAGAUCUUGCAGAAUGUUAACAAAGGACUUGAAAGUAAAUGUUUUCAAGCAGAAAAUCAGUAUGCCGCUGCAACAUCCUUAACACAUCAACUCCAGAUGUUAGUAAAGGAACAAGAAACUCAAAUUGAAUCUUUAUCAAUAGAAAGCGGGUUACUGAAAUCAAAUUCAAAAGAACAUGAAAAAAAAAUUUCAACAUUACUGAAAGACAAUGAAGUGUUGUUAAAGCACAUGUGCCUGGCUAGGAAUAUUAUAUUAGGAAAAAGAUCUUUAAAUAUUUCACCUAUCCUUGAUUGA
This is a messenger RNA of Bombyx mandarina (wild silkworm), 675 nucleotides long. RefSeq lists its product as uncharacterized. The record is from RefSeq and is a predicted model, not a curated record. Lineage: Eukaryota; Metazoa; Arthropoda; Insecta; Lepidoptera; Bombycidae.